AUGACGGACGCGCGCAAGGAGAUGCGCCGACGAUGGGCCACCGCGUUCUUCUCGCGCAAGCACGUGACGGUCCACGCUCUGCGGCAGUCGGGCGAGGCCGCGCCGGUCGCUCGCCGCAGCCGGUGGUCAUGGCACCUUCUCUCGCCAAUCGCUCGCUGGCUCUUGACCACGAAGCGCCGGUGGCCCUCCUUGCACGCGUAUGCAUCCGUGCACCCUCGGUCGCCCGACCCAGACCGUCUGUGCCCGACGCUGGACCGCAGUAUCUAUGCGAUUCUCGAAGCGUCCGAGUGCGCCGACGACAUGCGAUAG
This is a messenger RNA of Saprolegnia parasitica CBS 223.65, 309 nucleotides long. RefSeq lists its product as hypothetical. NCBI's taxonomy places the organism in Eukaryota, Oomycota, Saprolegniomycetes, Saprolegniales, Saprolegniaceae. The record is from RefSeq and is a predicted model, not a curated record. The coding region runs from base 1 to 309 and encodes 102 amino acids. The transcript has a single exon.